Molecule: messenger RNA, 1221 nt
Organism: Cylindrotheca closterium
Lineage: Eukaryota; Bacillariophyta; Bacillariophyceae; Bacillariales; Bacillariaceae
Source: the annotation of a GenBank genome assembly
AUGGACGGCCUGGACGAUCGAGCACAAGCCACCUUGAGUAGCAUUGUGGAACAGUUGUACACCAGUGAAACGGUUCAAGUCAAGCAUAAACAAAUCGACCAACGACCAAUUGUGGCCAGACGAUUGGUCUUAAGAAGUGGGAUCUCUAUACAAGGCUUGGUGUGGUUGCAAGAAGCACUCUUGUACAAUCAUGAACAACAAAAGCGACAGGAUCGAAAGGUGAAGCAACUUUUUCGCAUUGAAGCACUGGAAGUAUGCUCCUUGCAAGAUACCACUGUACUUGCCAAAGUCUUUAAACUUUGUCGGACUUGCAAUAUCACUCAAUUGACGCUGACUAGCUAUCUUUCCUACUCACGGGGUCGCCAUGCACUAGUAGCACAGACCAUUCGAUCUGGAUUGUUAGGGAUUGACUUGGAAUCAUUGCCCUUGGAGGAGGGUCCUAAUGGCAGCAAUAAUAACAAUCUGGGAUUCUAUGAUCCCAUGACUGGACAGCAUGGAGAGACCCAACAAGCAUUGGAUCGAACACGAACCAUUCGGAUAGGCAAUGCUCCAAGUACAACCAAUUUAGAAUACCUGGAACUAAGACAAUAUCCAAUUGGAGCUGAAGGAACCAAGAUUAUGGCUGCCUUUCCAGUUUGUACUGCCACUCCGACGACUUCGUCCUCCUCGUCGUCUCAACUCAAGAUUGGCAAUGGGGGUUUGCACACUCUGAAAAUGAUUGACUGCGAUUUACAAUCCGAUUGUGCAAAAGACAUGGCCAAGAUGAUUCAGUACUCGACCAAUUUGAGAGUGCUGGAUAUUAGUGACAAUCGAAGUCUCACGGGUGCUUCGCUGGUGGCAAUGGAAAUGUUCCUCAAGACUCUUGUCAAACAUGGCAUGCAAGAUAAUCUCAGCUUGGUACAGGUCGAUAUGGAUGGAGUAGAUCCCCGAAAAUUGAAUCGCAAACGACUCAAUCGGCAUUUGGAUAUCAAUCGAUUGCUUUGGGCCUAUUCCACUCUGACUGAGCCACCGCCGCCAUUGGAAGGAACUGCGGAAUCGUCGCCAUCCACUGAUGAUGUGGGCCCAUUGCACCCACCACCAAUCCCAAGGGUGGGUGAAGACACUCAAUCCGUGUACGGUCUUCACCCGGCACUCUUUUGUCAGUUGCUUGGAAGGGUCUCCAUCAAACCAGCAGCUACCUACUACUUUUUGCAACAAAACAUUACCACCAUGUUUGCUUAG